CUCUGUCUAGUUGUAUGGGUAACGACCAAAAGCGAAAGGGAAAAGGUUUGAAACCGCAUUCUAGAUGGUGGAUAAUAACGUAUCGUUUUCAAACAGAUUGUGUCUGUCGUUAGUUGACUCACCUAGUCUUAUUAUAGCUCUCUACAUUAAUCCUUUUUGUUGGUUUCUAGCACUCAAGUGUCGCAAUUAUUCUUUUGUGAACACCAUCAAUACUAGUUGUGUAAGCUGAAGAUUUCAGGGGAAUGGAUGGAAUUCAAUCUUCGGACGCGUCAUCCAAUCGGAUUGAUAUGAUUGAUACUAGAGCAACGGGAGCUGAUGCAGAUCCUCACGGAGUUCUAAUCCGCAAAGCUGUUAAGACGUAUGGUUCCGGCAAAAGCAGUUGCAACGUUCUACAAGGGCUGGACAUGUCCGUUAAACGAGGAACUAUAUAUGGACUGUUGGGGGCUAGUGGUUGUGGGAAAACCACACUUUUAAGUUGUGUUGUUGGCAGUCGUGGUUUAAAUAGCGGAGAGAUAUUAGUCUUGGGACACGAGCCCGGUUCUGUUCAUAGCGGAGUCCCUGGCCCUAAUGUCGGCUACAUGCCCCAAGAAUUGGCCCUCUAUGGAAAUUUUACAAUCAAGGAGACGCUCUUUUUCUUCGGUGGCAUCUACAAGUUAAAGGCAGCAUUCAUCAACUCACAAUGUGAAUUUCUGUCUAAAUUGUUGGACCUGCCUCCUUGCGAUCGUUACGUCAAGACGUUGAGCGGCGGGCAACAGCGUCGCGUGUCGUUCGCCGUUGCGCUGUUUCACGAACCGGAAUUGCUUAUUUUAGAUGAACCAACUGUUGGAGUGGAUCCAAUACUUCGGCAUAGCAUCUGGAACCAUCUUGUACGGCAAAGUGUCGAGCAUGGAAGAACAGUCAUUGUUACAACCCAUUACAUCGAAGAAGCACGUCAAGCUCAUACGGUUGGAAUGAUGCGGUCAGGUCGGUUGUUAGUGGAAGACUCACCUGAGAAGCUGCUAAGAACAUUUCAACUCUCUUCGUUGGAGGAUGUCUUCGUCCAGUUUUGUAUAAGAGCCGAUGGUAGACAUUCAAUUGGACAAGUUAGUUCGACCGGUUCGAAUGCUGUAAUUUGUGAUUCAACUGAAUCCAUUGCGUCUCAAACACUUUCUCGUGAAACAAACGUUAAUACGGAAAACCCACUUAACGUUUCUGAAACGAUCCAGCCAGUUAAAGACGAUUGCGUUAGUUCUAAAGCAGGAUUAUGCCAAAGUUUUAACUACAAAAACAUCUUGCCAUGUCCUCAUCGUCUUUCCGUGCUCAUUCGCAAGAACUAUUUGAUGUCAUUUCGCAACAUUGGAUUGUUUCUGUUGACCUUUUUAAUGCCCAUUUUCCAAUCGGCCGUGAGUAACAUUACUCUUGGUAACGAGCCUACAGAUCUCAGGAUGGCAAUUAUCAAUGAUGAGCUUGAUCCGGGUUUGGGCCGCGUUUGCACCAACGCGACGGAUUGCGAGUAUUCCAUGCUUAGUUGUCGUUAUCUUCGUUAUAUUAACGACAAGAUAAUUCAGGUCCCCUAUGAAAAUAUAUCCGAUGCUAUAGAAGCUGGAAGAAGAGGUCACGUCUGGGGUGUUGUCCACUUCGGUAGAAAUUUCACUGAAGAAUUCGAAAUGAGAGAUUGGGCCAUAGGAUUAGAAAACGUCAUUGACAGGCGGAUAAAUGUUCACAUGGAUACAUCUAAUCAACAGGUUGCUGUAUUUAUCCAAAAAUGGCUGGUUGAAGCAUACGAUGGUUUUGUGAAAGAUUUUUCAAAAGUAUGCGGACACAAUCCGGAAGCAGGAGGCAUGCCCCUUACGUUCCUCGAUCCAGUUUACGGUCGGAAAGAUACCCCGUUUACUGAAUUUAUGGCUCCUGGUCUUAUGAUAUCGAUCAUUUACUCCGCUGCCCUUCUUUUAACAGCAGCCACGAUGGUCGCAGAGAAAGAACAAGGUCUUCUAGAUCGCAGUCUGGUAGCAGGUGUUCAGAUGCAUGAAAUUUUGUUUAGUAACUUGUUGAGCCAGUUUACUUCGAUGGUUGGUCAGACAGUGUUGACUUUCUUGGGAGUGCUGUUGAUUUUCAAUGUCCCUUGUUACGGAAAUGUAGCAAUUGCUAUGUUGGUCGUUGUUCUUCAAGGAGUCGUUAGCAUGUCUUUCGGUUUGCUGAUAGCCGUUGUUUGCGACAACAUGAAUGGGGUUAUUUCUCUUACGACCGCAAACUUUUUGCUGGUGUUUAUUAUGGGUGGAAUUCUGUGGCCGAUUGAAGGCUUGCCAUUUGAUUUAAGAGGUGUGGCUUAUUGUCUUCCAUCGACGAGUGCCAUAGAAGCUCUCAGAUCUGUUAUGACCCGUGGAUGGGGGUUAGAAAAAGCUGCUGUUUACGGAGGCGUUCUUAUGAGCCUUGUAUGGAUUUUUGGGCUGUUGGCACUAUGCAUAUGUGUCCUGCGUUAUCGUCAGAAUUCUACUUAGAAGUAUGUAAUGUGCGUUUGUUAUAUUUAAUUGAUUUAUAGGUGCAUACGAGUCUAACUGUUUUAUUAAAUCGUUUAUUUCUCACAUCUGCGGUCUUAAGAAUCGCUUGUGUUUCCUUAUACGACACUGUUGUCGCGUUUGUACUUCAUUUCUUUCAUCAGGAGGUAUAGAUGGAGAACUCGUUUGGUUCUGGUUUGAUGCCAACAAUCCUGUACAGCGGCAUUAAAAUUAUUUAAUAGUUUUUGGAAUUUGAAGGUGUUCGAUUAGUGUUGCCAAUCUACUUUAGGAAUCAUUCGAAAAACAUCAUUUACCUUGGCGUACGGAUAUAUAAUGGAAGUGUGUAGGUGGCGGGGAGUUGGCUAGGAUUAAAUAUUACACUGAUUAUUAUUUUUGUU
This is a messenger RNA of Daphnia carinata, 2872 nucleotides long. RefSeq names its product ABC transporter G family member 20-like. The coding region runs from base 243 to 2477 and encodes 744 amino acids. The record is from RefSeq and is a predicted model, not a curated record. Gene Ontology annotation, cellular component: membrane. Lineage: Eukaryota; Metazoa; Arthropoda; Branchiopoda; Diplostraca; Daphniidae. Gene Ontology annotation, molecular function: ATP hydrolysis activity; ATP binding; ABC-type transporter activity. The transcript has 11 exons.